Mesorhabditis belari is the source of this 1260-nucleotide messenger RNA. NCBI's taxonomy places the organism in Eukaryota, Metazoa, Nematoda, Chromadorea, Rhabditida, Rhabditidae. The record is from the annotation of a GenBank genome assembly.
AUGAACCAGAGUGCCCCGAUCCGGGCGGCUCAAGUGGCUGACAUCGCAUAUUGCUAUAUUCUGCCGACGAUAUGCAUUCUUGGUAUCAUUGGAAAUAUCACAAAUCUGGUGGUGUUAGCCUCGCGAAAAUUGCGUGCAGUCUCCUAUAUGUACUUGAGAGCGCUAGCUGUGGCUGAUCUCCUCUGCAUGCUCUUUGUCUUAAUAUUUGUAUCAGUGGAAAUUCUGGAGAAACAAGGAAUUCACUUCAAUCGAUCUCGAAUCUAUGCUUUUUAUCAAGCCCAUCUCAUGCUAACUCUCAUCAAUUGGGCACUUGGCACUGGAGUAUUUGUUGUGAUGGCUUUAUCACUUGAAAGAUUCAUCUCUAUCGUUUUCCCAUUACAAUUUCGAGCCUGGAAUUCACCGCAAAGGGCCAUCAAUGCAAUCAUUCUCUCUUACGUGAUCCCUGUGCUUUUAUACAUUCCUUAUGGAAUCUCAAGAUAUAAAUCAGAAGAACAUUGGGAUCCAAUCAAUAAUGUCACUUAUUGGAAAGUGGCUGAUAGUGAAAUCUCGCAAUCGAUGGGAUGGCAAUUCUACAAAUGGACUCGAGAGGCAAUGCUACGUUUUGGUCCAAUCAUUGUAUUGUCGAUUUUGAAUGUGCGAAUCAUGGUCGCUUUCCGCAAUCGACAACGAAUGUUUGCGCAAUUGACAAAGAGAAAUGAGAAAAACGCCUCUCAUCGCAAUAGCAACAAAGAUGACACUUUACUAUACAUGUUGGGCGGUACGGUGAUCAUGUUUUUCAUCUGCAACAUCCCAGCUGCAAUCAAUUUAAUAUUGAUUGAUGAGGACCUAAAACGACGAUGGGACUAUCAAAUUUUUCGAGCCGCUGCCAAUCUAUUGGAGAUUAUGAAUCACGCAUCUCAAUUCUACGUUUUCUGUGCUUGCUCAACGGAUUAUCGAGUAACCUUUCUGCAAAAAUUCCCGUGUUUCCAAAAAAGUUACGCGAAUAAGAGGAUGAGGUCUUUUGUGAAGAGAACACAAUCAGUCAUCAACAGAGAUCGAGAAAGCGAACCGUGCGAUACGCAGCGAGCUGAGGACACUCCAUCACAUUCAAAAACGAGUCGUUUAGAUGGACAUCGAGAUCAGGAUACUGUUGAUCUUCAUCUUGCUUCCGGUGAAUCCGAUGGUUUAUCAGGUGAACGAGAGAGCGAUUCUCUCAUCAGAUACGGUGUCGUCGCUAAGCUCAAAAUGUCGAACGAUGAUCUAGCUGGCAGCACUUUCUUA